GCGAUAAACAAUUCAAUUUGAACUGCAUUUGUAUGUGUUUAGUAGCUGGACAAUUAGUCAUUUAAAUUCCAGAUAAAUAAAAUUAAAAAGCCAACAGAUUUGUGGGACCCUGUUCAGUGGGUGCAAAUCUCUAGAUGCCGAAGUUGCCGAGAGAGAUGCUGGACUUUCGGAGCGAAUUCAGUGCCGCAGCAAUUGUGGGUGAGGGAACAACAACGUCUACGGCCCGGCAACACGUAUUUAUAUAUUAAAAACCCUGCAAAUAUAUAUCCGAACCAACCGCCGAACUGAAAAGAGCUUUUUCUGGACUCCAAUGCAAGCGAAACUCAUCUUUGGGCAGAUGUAAACCCGUAUUUUUAGGAGGAAAACAAGGACUUCUUUAUUGUUUGAGCUGAGGUGCCCCCGCCCCCCGCAGCCAACAGCCGCGCGCUGCAAAGUGUCAAAGAAGAAUACUCGAGCUAGGACUCGUUGGCAUCCAGAUCCUUGAGUGCAAUAUGCCCAGUCUACGGGCGCAGGCCAGUCCAUAGGCGAAGUGAAAUCCGUGGCCUCCGCUGGCAAUGCAGUGGGACGCUGAUGCAGCUGGCUUUGGAUCGAUAUAGAACAGAUUACAGGCGCAUAUCCUGCGGUGAGUGGCGCCAGUGGAUGCCUCAUCUCGCACCCGCACCCGCAUCCGCAUCCGUGUCCCGCGUCUGUGCCCCCGCAUCGUAUCGUCUCGGCCUAUGAAGAUACUCCUCUGCUGCAGUGAUGAGAUCGAGGCUGUUCUGGAUACUGGCCAUUAUAUACUCCUCACUCCAUCACAUCGGCUCGGGCUCCACGUCGACCACAUUAAAGCGACCGCGAGCUGGCGAUCCCUUCGACACGUUCCCCAAGAACUUCUGGCAGGAGUUCUCGUCGCCGUUCACCGACACGCCCGAGGAUGAGGAGCUGGAGGUCACCGAGACGACCACCCACGAGCCGUUCCCCUUCUUCGCCGAUCCGUUCACGACCCUGAACAUCAGCACCCAGCUCUCGUCGAGCGUCUACCUGCACUGCCGGGUGAACGAUCUGCAGGGCAAGACGGUCUCCUGGAUGCGGCGGCGCGGCGACGACCUCACCCUGAUCACCUUUGGCCAGCACACGUAUAGCGGCGACUCGCGCUACUCGCUGGAGUUCGAGGAGCCCAACGACUGGAAGCUGCUCAUCCAGUUCGCCAACGAGCGGGACGAGGGCCCCUACGAGUGCCAGGUGUCCUCGCACCCGCCGCUUGUCCUGCUCGUCUACCUUACGAUAAUUGUUCCUCACGUGGAGAUCCUCGACGAGCGGGGCUCGGCCACGCCGGAGAAGUACUACAAGGCUGGCAGCACCAUCGAGCUGCAGUGCGUCAUUACCAAGAUUCCGCAUCCCUCCUCCUACAUCACUUGGCGGCACGGCCUGCGGCUGCUCAACUACGACACCAGUCGCGGUGGCAUCAGUGUCAAGACGGACAUGGUGCCGGGUCGAGCUCUGAGUCGCCUGUACAUCGCCAACGCCAAUCGCCAGGACACCGGCAACUACACCUGCAUGCUGGGCAACGAGAUCACGGAGACGGUGAUGGUCCAUGUGCUGAACGGUGAGGAGCCCGCGGCCAUGCAGCAUGCGGACGGAAGCCACCUGAGAGCCAGCGCCUCCACAAUGGUUGUGUUAUUUCUAGUGUACGUGUGCGUCUCCGGGUCCCUCUCCGUCGCCGGAAUGCGGCGGGAAUGGGGCCUGGGCUGGGGACUGGGGCGAUGACGGCGCGGCGGAGAGCGGGGAGCGUAGAGCCCCAGAUUGUGGCGCGGGGAAAUGCAUACACCAAAAAGAAUCUUGUCCAGGAUUGCAUUUUCGACUUUUACUCUAAUCAUGGGUUGUUUAACAUACGAUACAUAGCAUAAACCGAGUACUAAGCUUAAGUCAAGUGUAUUUAAAAACCGGAAAUCGAAAGAUCAAGAGAAAAUCUCGUACUAUUAAGGGCGUACGCGGAAUCUAGAUGAGAAAUUGAUUUUUAGCGCUAGAACAUAACAUUAUUAUCAUAAUCGAAUCGAAUCGAAUUGAAUCGAAUUGAAUCGAAUUGAAUUGAAUUGUACUACCCCAAACGGCCGUGUUUAUGUUGGCUAGCAUAUUGACCUUAUACACAUGCCCAUUGUCGCAUCUAACCUACCCAUUUGGCUCUUUGUUACCAUGGAAACACAUAGAUCUGUAAGCCCAAUUGUUUCUCGCUCGAAUCGCCUUCCAAAGGUCGUCUCUCACAGUCCCCACAACGCUCGUGUGUAUCCCGUGUCCCCGUAUAUACAUAUGGAAUACACCUCCGAUCCAAGGCCUUGUUAGUGAAAAAAUGGUUGUAGCUUCUUGAAAUCAAACAGCAUAUCAGUUGGGAUCAUUCUAAACGUAAUACUAAUCAAUACCGAUCGAAAUCGUAGCUUCAUCCUUGAUUCGGUUCUUUGUCCUUCGAGUCCCUCGAUAACUGGAGAGUUUGGGAAAACACUUAAGAGGUUGUUAAAUUAUCUGAUAAUUCCAAACAUUAUGAAUGCGUGAGAAGUUAGUUUUUGCCUCGGUUAGUUUAUGAUUUAUGCGAAAACCCAAAAAAUGUAGAACCGUAGCAGAGAAACCACUUAGGAAAUGUUUAACGUUAACAAAACUGUGCCAUUCAAAAUGGAUACAUAUCGUUUAAUUGUUGUUAAUUCGGUUGCGGAACCAAUGACCAUGCGAGGCAGACGAAAUUAAUAGUAUAUUUGCAUAUUUUUGGCGUCGAAGGCACAACACAACUCGGACCAAUGGGUAAUACUUGAUUGUUUGAUUGAAAAAGGGUCCCAAAGUGAAAAACAAAACGAAACACUAACCACUAAUUCAAUUAGAGCAAGUAAAAAACGAUCGACCGUCAAGAAGAAGAAGCAAAGAAAACGUUUCCACUUUCAUUUCCCGAUUUUAGCCAGUGCCCACUGCACCCCCACAUGCGAGUAUCUCAAUCUUGUCUUUGGCUUUCGCUUGCCCAAAUAUACCCACUCACCGACGGCUUUCCCAAUUCAUAUUGCUUUCAAGAUCGGUUAAUAUACACACUCUCUUUACAAAUUGUAUUUUGAACUCAAAGCUCAGCUUGGAAUACACAAAGGAAAAACGAAAAAAAAGAUAUGAGAAACAGAAAUAUUUAUAGGGCUCGAGGCCUAAGUACUUGGGUAAACUAAUUUCAAAUGGUCCAGUGUAGUUAUUGUACAUUAUUCAAAUUGAUCCCGACCCAAAUCGGUCCUUGGAGUAUGGUCCUUAAAUAACACAAGUGAGAAACCAAACCAAACCAAACAAAACAAAAAUGUUGGAGUGAGAUAACGAAACAAUACUUAGAGACUAAUGAAAGUGACGAAACGAAACUUUUAGAAAGAUUUUGGUUACAGAAUUAUAUUUAAUAAUUACUACAUUUAAAAUUGAGAUUAUGAAACCACAUGCAUACAUAAUGUGCAACGCGGGCGUCCUCUGGUCAAUAGCCGAAGCGACUGCGACGGCCCCAAAGAUGCCGUCAUUGUCGAACAAGAAACAGAAAACGAAAAACCAAAAAUAAGUAACUAAAAACUAAUGCAAAAUUGUAUAAAAACACACACACAUUUGUUUUUUCUAUUAAAACAUUCAAAAGAUUAA
Molecule: messenger RNA, 3618 nt
Organism: Drosophila biarmipes
Lineage: Eukaryota; Metazoa; Arthropoda; Insecta; Diptera; Drosophilidae
Gene: dpr14
Product: fibroblast growth factor receptor 3
Exons: 7
Coding region: 742-1746 (334 amino acids)
Biological process (GO): synapse organization
Cellular component (GO): neuron projection membrane
Source: RefSeq, a predicted model, not a curated record